GUUGUUUAAAAUGGUUCUUUCAGUUAUAAAUUUCAAGGAAAUACUAUUACAAACUUACGAAAACAAAGCCUGUGUAUACGGAUAUCUUAUAUGACUGUUUAUGUGAGGAUAUUUGUGCUUGAAACUGGUUGAAGUAAGAAUAUAAUUUGCUUUAUAUUUUAAGAACGGUGAGUAUAAAAUAUGACAUCAAGCUUAUAUUUGGACAAGAUUUGUAGAGCACAGCGAUCAGUAGUACUAAGCAUCUAAUACUUGCUUUAUUUUCAAUUUAGCAAAACAGCGAGUAAAUAUGGCAUCAAAUUAUCCACUCGGGUACGAUGACGAAAGAUUCGAGUCGAUAGUGAACCAAAAUUUCCACUGUUUGAUUUGCUACAACGUAUUGAAAGACCCUGUGACGUGCCGCAGAAACGAGCACCAUUUUUGCCGCGGCUGCAUCACGGAACAUCUUCGUACGAAUUCCCAUACAUGCCCAACGUGUGCUGACGAGCUGAGUGUCGAAACAUUGCAAGACGUUCCAAGAAUUGUGAAGAAUUACUUAAACGAACUAAGUAUACGUUGCGAUCAUUACGACAGAGGAUGUCGAGAACUCGUACAGCUGCAGAAUUUAAAGCGACAUGUCGUCGAAUGCGGGUUUACUCCAGUCGUUUGUGGAAAUCAAGGUUGUGGUGAGACAAUCAGUAAAAGAGAUCGUACAUAUCACGAGAGUGAACUGUGUCAAUUUAGAAAGUUGAAGUGUCACAACUGUGGAGAAAUCAGCACGAUGAUGGCGGGAAUGAAAACGGAAGUCGCAAACCUGAACACAAACAUCAACACGAAUCAGGCGGAUACCCGAACGAAAUUGGCAAACACGAACACGAACAUGGCAAAUAUUAGAACUGAAAUAGCAGAUGUAAAAACGAAAAUGGAAAACACGAACACGAAACUGGAAAACAUGAACACGAAAAUGGCAAAUUUGCACGCGAAAGUGGAAGCGAAAUUCGAAGCGAUGAAUAAUGAAGUGAGAGAAGUGAAAAUAAGUUUAAAUGAAGUAAAAGAUGGCUUUGAUCACUUGAAAGAAACAGUACUUGAGAAGAUAGAGAGCAAAGAAAGAAAGCAGGAGGAAAUCACAAGAGAUGUAAGUGGCACAGCGAGUGGCGGGAGAGAAAAUCAACAUAUAUUUGUUGCUGGUGGUUUUGGGAGAAACUCGGUAGAAAUAUUUAACUACCGUCAAAGAUUGUGGUCUUUAUUAAAGCCCAUGCCAGAGAGUCGUAACGGCGCAUCUUCAUUUCUCUACAAUAAUCACGUGACUGUGGCGGGAGGUUAUUGUGAUGCUGCUGUAGAUAGCAUGAUCCGAAUGAACAUUCACCCAGUCCGCGAUCUCUCACAUAACUGGAGUGAUUUUGCUGCCAAACUUCCUGCCAAGAUGUCUGCACACAGCAGUGUGGUGUACAAGGAUAGCUUGUUGGUUACUGGCGGUAUUAAUGAAGAUCAAGAUCUCUACUUUGACUGUAUUCAUGAAGUUCAACUUAAACCACCUUACACUGUUAAACUGGUAUCCAAGAUGCCUGAACCAAGAGUUCAUCACAGCACAGUACUGUGUGAUGAUAGUAUUUUGAUCGUUGGGGGAAAGAAAUCAUGGGACUGCGAACACACCCUCAGCAGUGUGUUAAGCUAUGACAUCAAGAAGAAUGAAUGUCAACAGUUACCUGCGCUUCCCUAUCCAGUGAGUCAAAUGGCGACAGUCAAGUGGGCUGAGAAUGUCGUGAUCAUUGGUGGGGCUGACAAGGAUGGUAAAGCAUUAAACAAUGUUAUAAUUUAUAACAUCAAGACUGGAAACAGUCAUAUGUUGCCUCCCAUGUUAUACAAGAGGAAAGGAUGUACGGCAGUUGUUAUUGAGAAUACAAUUGUAGUACUAGGAGGGUGUGAUGAGAGAGGGUGGUUUAUGAAAUCAGUUGAAGGUUUCAAUUUUGAGCGAUUUUCAUGGCAGGAACUUCCUGAAAUGAACAAAAAAAGUUACUGCGCUACAGCUGUUGUGAUUUAGAGAUGAUCGAACAUUCUUGGAUAUAUAUUUUGUAGAAUUUUUAAACUUUGACAUAUAUCUCAAACUUUCUCAAAUUUAGCAUAGAUCAAAGAACUGCUUGACUGUUGUGAUGUGGACACGUUCGAAAUUUUUAAAAAAUUUUAUGUAGAGUAGAAUGUUAGAAUGCAUGGUAGAAUGAGAUAUACUGUACUUCGAAAUUUUUCCAGUUUAUAACAUAGAUGAAAGAACUAUUUUAUCCCA
Messenger RNA from Paramuricea clavata, 2257 nucleotides. Lineage: Eukaryota; Metazoa; Cnidaria; Anthozoa; Malacalcyonacea; Plexauridae. The record is from the annotation of a GenBank genome assembly.